CGAGCUUUUCACCCUAUUUCAUACUGCGAGUCGUGUACCGUGAGUCCACGUCCCCAUUCUCCCGGUGUUCCUGGGAACAAUUUUCAAAAAAUCAUAAUCGUCGGCGUACGAAUUUCCCACGUGUUUUGUGUUCAUUACAACAUCCCCCAGAAGCAGAAGAACAAAUUGUUUAUGAAAACGGGUGAUUUUUAAAAAAUAGCAUUGCGAGUCACCUGAAACGUUUGUACACAUUUCGAACAGUAAACAACGUGAAUUGCAAUCAAGCGUGACAGGGUGCCGACAUAACAAUACCGUACAAACAUAAACAUUUUAUUGCACUUUGUUGGCCAGUACAUAACGAGCUGAAUUUUUCAUAAAUAACAAACACUUAAUUUCCGUCGAUCUCCGUCUGUCACCAAUGAGUUGUUUUGUAUUUGUAACCUGAAAAUUCCCUCACACCUGAUCGCUAAAUACAAAUUUUGUCUUCCACCAAUUUCCGUUAAGUGUACAAUAGAAUGAAAAAUACAUUGGCACGUAUCGUGUAAAUAUGGGAAUUGUACACAUGCAGUUUAUCGUGACUUGAUGUGAAACAUAUCGUGCCGGAAACAAGUUGAGUGCACUUGGGACACGCAAGGUAAAACGACACUGGGAUUUAAUCGUCGAUUACAAGAACUCACAACUGAGACUAUUCAAGUGAAGAAAACUCAAUUGACCUGGUGUUGAUAGAUUAAACAAUAGUGAGGGACGUGCUUUGUCAAGAUUUAUCACGUCUAUUAUUCAAAUACCGACUGAAAUCGAAUAAAAUAACGUUUGACAGUGGAAGGAAUCUUUGGUGAAGUAGUUGAACAGUACGUGCGGGGUGACGUACACUCGUCGUCGUCGUGCGAUGCUCGAGGGUGAAGAGUGUCGGAAGUGCCGAGAGCCUGCACGUACCAAGAGGUAGCACAAAAUAUUGCGCAUCAUCGGGUGCUCUGUACUCUCAUUGUCCACGUCCACGACGACGACGACGACGACGACGACGACGAAGAAGCUGGCGAUUAAAUCGAGAAUUCGUCAAGUCCGUGGAAAAUAAAAAAAUUGAUAAACCGAAUAAAAGUGUCACUCACACGUUGAUGAUAAAUUAUCUGCAUGAACGAGUUCAAGUCUUCGAGAGAAUAGAGCCACUUGGUGAUUGGUGAAUUGUGAGUAGGAAGUGGCGAAACUAUUGUCGUCAUCGGUGAGGAAUAUCGAGUGGUCGUGUCACGUACGAGUCGUCAAUCUUCGGUGAAUAUUGGAGAUAGGAAGAGAAAAAAAACGGAGGAAAGACAUGACCGAUAAUCCGAUGAUCCGACGACACUGGUGAAUGUCCUGCGGUACCCGAGGGGUCAGGGGAGAAAAUAUUAAUCGGGGGUGAGGAGGAUCUGUGAAGGUGUAAAUAGGUGUACAUAAACCGGAGUACAACCCACAUGGACUAAAUUGAGGAAGAGUUACCCGAAUUUGUUACGAAGAAUUCGUUGGGGGUGAGGAGAUGAUAUAUAACUCGAUUACUCGUGGAGAAUAACAAAGAGCCAACGUGCGGGCCCACCUUUUGCAUCCCUUCCGUCUCAUCCCUAUUGUUUUCCGGUGAACUCCUGUUUCAUUUUGUUCUUCGUAAUUUUAAGGGAAUUAUUCAUUGAUUAUUCCGUAGAAUAAAAUCGCGAUAUACUUAUUUAUUCGGAUAUUAGGUGUAAACGAGAGCAGGCUUGGGAGUAAUCUCCUUGGUGGAGUUGAAAAAUAAAACAGAUGUAAUAAUUCAUAGUUCAUUGACUAAGGGCGACAACUUUUGAAAGUUGAAAUUAAAAAUUUUAAUUGAUAAUAACGAUUUAACGUAAAGGAAUAAGCGAAAAAAAAUCCACUAUUUCAACGUCAUUCAUUGUUUUAUCCUCGUUGUUAAAUCGUUGUAGUUUUUUGAAAAGCAGGUCGGAGCAGUACGGGUAAAAAAAAUAAAUAGCCUUUUUCCAAAAGAAUAAGCCACAGCGGUAAUUCAUUAAUGUUCGCGUGGCAUUAUUAGUACGGCACUCAAUCGAUUAUAGAGUGAGUAAAUCAGCGUAGAGAGGAAUUUAAAAAAUCAAAGUCUAUUUAAUCUAGAAUAUUAUCUCGAGGAUUAUAGUUAAGGUAGUGAUAAAUAAUAAGGUUGAGAGUGAAGUGUUUUGAGGUGGUGGAAUGUCAAGAGGUUUUGUGUCAGGGUGUGAGUGACGAGAGAAACGGAAAGUGUUGAAGAGGGAAAAUAUCGAGUUUAGAGUAGAGGAAAUAAGAAGUCUCACCUUGAAAUAAGUGAGAGUUACGUUAAAAUUACAUAAAGCGGUUGAAGGAUCAAAAGAUCUUCUUGAUUAAAAAAUUUUUCCUCCUCUUGAAUUCAUUUCUCUCCCUAUUUUCAUCGUAAUAAAUUCCUCAAAAUCAAUUUAUAUCUCCCUCACUCGCUAGUACCUUUAACAAUUAUUUUAUGAUAAAAUAAAGGGCUUGAAAAACGUGAGUGGAACGAGAGCAACGGGACCAAUUUAUUCGGGCUUUCUCAUUCACGUGGCACAUGCAUUAUUGUUCUGUGAAUGAUUAACCAUUUCUUUUUUUUUGCUUCCAUCUCUUGAGAAACGGAAGCAGAAAAAUCUGCUGUAGUGGUUAAAACAAAGGAAAGGGAGAGAGAGAGAGAGAGAGAGAGAGAGAGAGAGAGAGAGAGAGAAGAUUUUUUUUCGAGGUACAGUGAAAGAAGUAUAGGAUAAAUAGUUAAAUGUAAUGGGCAUCGUGGUAUAUCCAUUUGUCUUUACAUUCAUUUCCCCUCUUUAAUCACUCCUCCCACCCAGUCCCGUGUAAUAUUCACCCUCUUGGCCCGUUCCGCAACGCACAACACGAGCAAUAAAUCAAGUAGACGAAGAGAAAACGGAAGUGGAAGAGUGUACAGUGAAAGGAGUGAUGACGGUGAAGUAUAACUGAGAGGAUAUUAUUACUCCCUGACUACUAAAGAUUUUAAAACAAAAAAAUAAAUAAGAAAUAACGAAGAAACACAUUAAGAAGGGGACGGGAUUCACCAGAAAUAACCAGAACCCACAUUAUCCGUCGUAUGAUCAAUAAGAGAAGGUUUGAGGGUUUUUCAUAAAUAGGAUGACCAGUUGAAUAAAGCACCUCCCGUGACAACCCUACACAUAAGGACAAGAUUAAUCAUUAACUUGUGGCAAUAAAGGCUGGGGCUGUGGGAGAACAAAUAAAUAAUACAUUAAAGGAAAAAGAAGGGAAAAGUGUAACAAAAGACACCGAGAAACAGGCAAUGAGGCCAUCUUGAAGCGGGCAUGUCGGCCCUGGCCUCUCCGAAAUGCGACGAGAGGAAUUCACGCGUGAACGAGAAGGCUGGAAGGGUCAUUGUAACGUGUCACAAGGGCCACAGUCUGAUCUCAUCAAAUCGUCAUCACGCCGUACUAAUUUCCUCUAUUUCGCUUCAACGUACAUUAGCACUGAUGCUACUGUUAUUUUUUGGCACGUGUGUGGCACAUCGGCCAUUGCGUCAGCCACAUUACAAAAAAAAAGAUUACGAUGCUACGACAUUAAAAGCUGUAACAAUGGUGCGAUAGCACGAACUAGCAUCGAAGGUGCAAACCAUGUCGGGCUUGGACAUGAACAGCGUCAAUAACGCAGGUAGUCUGGCGUCGACGAGCAUCUUCGAGGAGAACAUGAGCACUCUGGUCGACUGGUCAUCUUCAGGUAACAUCAGCAGCAGUUCUACUGUACCAUCAUCAACUCCACUCCCAUUAUUCCCAUCGCCAUCCCCAUCGUCAUCGUCAUCGUCAUCAUCGUCGUCCUCAUCGUCAACAUCAUCAUCAUCAUCAUCAUCAGUCAGUACUGCUGGAACAACGGAAUUGAAUAGUGAUCAGCAUGAGACUGUUGGUGAGAGAGGUGGUCGUAUGACAACAACCAAUUGUCCCAGUAAUCUUUAUCACUGUAACGAGGACCAAGUGACGGAUUCAUUGAUUGAGAACCAGGAGGACAGUGAACAAGGGGAGGACGACGGUUACGCAUCGGGUGACGAGAGUGGUAAUACUGAUGAUGAUAUUUUCAUUGAAGUAUCGUCAAUUGGUGGUAACGAGGAAGAAUUGAAAUACGUAUCAGCUGGUACUGAUAUUGGUGAAAAUUCGGGAAUUUUGUUUGGUUUUGAUGACGAUUUUAGCACGAUGGAGGAGCAGUUAAUCAAUGUCAGUGUCUUCAAUAGAACUGACAAUGUCACCGACAACAAUGAUACAUAUAUUGGUGGUGAUGACAGCCUAUUUCCUUCUGGUUAUAGUUUGCUGCAAAUAAUAUUGGCAUCUAUAGCAGCAACGAUACUUAUGAUUGCUGUUAUUGUUGGUAACGUGUUAGUUAUAAUAGCCAUUGCAACAGAAAAAGCACUGAAAAACAUUACCUAUUGGUUUAUUGCUAGUCUAGCUGUUGCUGAUUUUUGUCUCGGUCUUUUUAUAAUGCCCUUCUCACUUGCUAAUGAGAUAAUGGGCUAUUGGAUAUUUCCUUAUUGGUGGUGUGACAUACAUUCGGCAAUGGAUGUGUUACUGUGUACGUCAAGUAUUAUGAAUCUAUGUCUCAUAAGUUUGGACAGAUAUUGGAGUAUAACAAAAGCAGUGGUAUAUCUGAGGAAGAGAACACCGGCUCUUGCUAUUACCAUGAUAGCACUCGUAUGGUUGCUGUCUGGUUUAGUGUGUAUACCACCUUUACUUGGCUGGAAGAGGCCGAGAGUCGAGGAGGAGUAUCCAAAGUGCAUGCUGUCCGAGGACAUUGGCUAUGUGUUGUAUUCGGCACUCGGCAGCUUCUACGUACCAUCCUGUAUUAUGGUGGUUGUAUACAUAAGAAUAUAUUACGCUGCUAAACGGAGAGCGAGACGGGGUAUACGGAUGCUGCCACGACCACGUCCAGCUACAGCACCACCAGAGUCACCGGAUAUCCGUCAGACGAGUUUCACCCAGUUAACACCAGCAACAGACUCGAGACAGUCACCAGGGAUCACCAUCAUUGAGAAUGUUGCUACUAUUGAGAGCCCACAAAUGCAGAUACCUAUUGUAACGUGUGAUUAUGCUAGUGAUGUCAGCACUUCGGAGGUUGAUCCAACGAUGAAUCUCGCAACGGAGGAGAAAGAUACGUUAAAGGUGGGUAUGCCGCUACCAAUGCAGAAGCUAAACCUCAAAGCAGCCCUGUCAGCCAAUGGUGAUGGAAAAUCCACGAGUCCAGCCCUACCAGCCCGUUAUCGUGCGCCCAGUGUCGGUGUAGAUGUCGACAUGGUUUCGGAAUUUGAUCCAUCAUCAUCGGACAGCGGAGUUGUGUCAAAGUGCGCUGUGGUGAAGCCCCUGAAGCUGCGCAUAUGUCGGCCAAUAUUCGGUAAGAAAGCAAUGAGGAAAAUAAAAAAGGAACCGAGUAAUGACACUCGUCAAGGCAAUCCUGAUGGGGUUUCUGUUGAAGCAAAAACACCAAAACCGAGGGAUCCAGAGCGUGAGAAGCGGCGAAUAGCGAGGAAAAAGGAGAAAAGAGCAAUACUCAUACUGGGCCUGAUAAUGGGUAGCUUCAUAGCAUGUUGGCUGCCAUUUUUCUUUCUUUACAUUAUCAAACCAAUGAUACCGAGUGUUACGAUACCAGGACUUGCAUUCACCAUUGCAUUUUGGCUCGGUUACAUGAACUCCGCCCUCAAUCCGGUUAUAUACACUGUAGUCAACAAGGAUUUUCGUCGAGCAUUUCGCCGAAUAUUAUUCAAAUAAGAUGUUGAUUGUAUCAACUAUUGUAAUUAAAAUCAUUCAACGAAUUAUUGUCAUUGGUCUGACUAAAUUGCGAUGUUAUCACUCAUUUUUCAAACAAUGCUGUACAGAGACAAAUUACUAUUAAAUUCUACCCUUAGAAUUGAGUAAUCGUACAGUAUAUUGAGCUUCGAGAUAUUUUUACCUGAUUUGAUGGAGUGAAUGCAAUACGAAAACAUUAGAACUCGUUUGUGGUAUGUUUACUUGAACAAUUCAGCCGCACAUUGGUAAAUCGAGAUAACUUAACUUAUAUUUCCGUCGAGUUUUUGAGAUAUAUCUGGCAAUCUAAGGGAGAUAAAUGAACUCAAAUUUGCAUAAUUUCCGGUGGAUAAUUGAGCUGAUAUUUACGGUGUCAAGAAAAUAUGUAAUUUUCCAAGAUGAGAUUUUUAAAAUUAGAGUAAUUGUAUAAUUCGUUACAAGUUUCCAGUAUGCAACUGCCAACUUCAGAAUAUUUACGUUUAAAAUUAAUUUGAAAUUUCAUUAAUUGCCACAAUUAUAUUCUGAAUAUUGUAAAUUUGAUUUUCUGUGAUGAUCAAAUCAUUAAUCAGAUUGAAUUGAAGAAAUUUGAUGUUUACUCCUGUUAUGAUUGGCACCACAAUCAGAACCCUAAUUCGAAAACUCCGUUCAAAAAUGGAAAAUGACAAUCGACUGUCCCCUGUAAAUAAUCGUCGUCUCAAUUAUGUCAAUUGUCAUUAUCACAAAUACCCGAAGAUAUUCAUUUCAUUGAAUAGAAAUGGUAUGUAAGCCAAUUGCAAUAAUUUACAAAUUUUUUACUUCAAAUUGCCAGAAUAAUUUUUCCAAGGUCACUAUACGAUUGCUAGAAUUUAAGGGGAAAUUUAAACAGAAAUUUUUCUCCCCCUAGGAUUAAUGGUUGGGAGAGACGAUGCUGAGAGAAUACUUUCUCAGAGGUGGCGAAAUCGACAUUAUACUUCCAACAAAAACAUUACUUUUGCCAAAUAGUCACUGACUUCAGGGAAGUAUGAAAGUUUCCAAUCAUUUAUUUCUGCAAUUGAGUAAUUCCCGGAUAAUUCUGAUUAGGUAUGAAUUGCAUCAAUUAUAUUGUUCUAGAACGUGAUCAUGUUAAUUAUAACCUUGAGUGAGCUCCUGCAAUAAUUAUAAGCAUUAAAUAACUCAACGAAAUGCUUCACUCAAGGAAAUUAGAAAUUUAUAAAGACUAAAUAAUUAUUAAUGGAGUUCAUUCAAGGUCGCAUACAAAAUACUAAGCCUCUAGAGUGAUAUGAUUAUAAUAAUAUUAACCUAAUUCUAUCUCCCUUGGGAGUGAUUAAGCCCUAUAAAUCUAAUUUUGCAAAAAUAAAUAUUUCUCUGAAGUAAAUGGAUGUUUGGCAAAAAUAUUUUUUUUCCCCGUGUACACAUCGCAGGGUCAAGUGCUCAUAGUCCCCCUCGAAUUGAGCACAAAUUUGAUCUUGAAGAUCGUCGAGUGGGUAACAAACGCGGUCCAUACUGACCGAUGGAGUGGCCAGUUUGGUGGGAGACGUGUGUUGCCAAGAAAAUUUGCCGAGCCAACCAAACAGCCCCAGAUCGAACCAAACCGCUGAAGCCACUUCUGGUAGAAGUGAAGGUGUGUAUAUGUAUAUGUACAUAGAGCCGCUGAGAGCUCCGAUAAUAUCUAGUACACGUUCUCCACAACUUUUUUUUCUCAUUCCUUUCCUGUCGUUUGCCGACAAUUUUGCCUACUACCUUCUUUUUCUCUCUUUUUUUCACGAGCCUGUUUUUACGACUGGGUUUAUGGACUCGUUUGCAGAGACUAUUUCUCUCAGUGUUUCGCUUUGUCUUUCUAUUUGCCACCGCACAAUUGUAUACUACGAUGUACCUUUUGCGUUUUGUUCUCGCACGGGAUUAUGGCCGAUGAAUCGGUGGGCUACUCUACUGAUGGGCGAGUGGUUCAGCUGUAUUUGCGCACGGUUGCAGUAACAUGUCCAUUCUCGAGACUCGGGCAAACUAGUGCAGGCAACAAAUACAGGCCGUUCAGAAUAUAUAUCGUGUUUUCCGGUUUACAACAAUUGAUGAUGAA
Diachasmimorpha longicaudata is the source of this 7785-nucleotide messenger RNA. RefSeq names its product alpha-2 adrenergic receptor (gene Octalpha2R). The transcript has 3 exons. Gene Ontology annotation, biological process: adenylate cyclase-activating adrenergic receptor signaling pathway. Gene Ontology annotation, cellular component: plasma membrane. Lineage: Eukaryota; Metazoa; Arthropoda; Insecta; Hymenoptera; Braconidae. Gene Ontology annotation, molecular function: G protein-coupled receptor activity. The record is from RefSeq and is a predicted model, not a curated record. The coding region runs from base 3585 to 5717 and encodes 710 amino acids.